Canariomyces notabilis is the source of this 1468-nucleotide messenger RNA. Its product is annotated as glycosyltransferase family 58 protein. The coding region runs from base 29 to 1327 and encodes 432 amino acids. Gene Ontology annotation, molecular function: dol-P-Man:Man(5)GlcNAc(2)-PP-Dol alpha-1,3-mannosyltransferase activity. NCBI's taxonomy places the organism in Eukaryota, Fungi, Ascomycota, Sordariomycetes, Sordariales, Chaetomiaceae. Gene Ontology annotation, cellular component: endoplasmic reticulum. The transcript has 3 exons. The record is from RefSeq and is a predicted model, not a curated record.
AUCCGACGCGAGCACUAAAACGGAGGCAAUGGCGGGCAAUAACCCGCCAAUUCAUGUCCAGGCGGUCUCUCUUGCCUUCGAUAUUGCCAAUGGACGCCAUGCGCUUUCUAAACUCAUCCCUCCGGCUCUGUUCCUGCUGGAUGGGCUGCUGUGUGGCUUGAUCAUUUGGCGGGUGCCUUAUACGGAAAUCGACUGGGUCGCAUAUAUGGAGCAGAUAUCCCAAAUCGUAGCCGGCGAACGCGACUACACCAAAAUCACCGGAGGCACCGGCCCUCUGGUCUAUCCUGCCGCCCAUGUCUACACCUACACCGGCUUGUACUACCUCACGGACGGGGGCAAAGAUAUCUUUCUGGCGCAACAGCUUUUUGCCGUGCUAUACAUGAUGACUCUGGCGGUCGUCAUGGCGUGUUAUUUGCAAGCAAAGGUACCGCCGUACGUCUUCCCCCUCCUGAUCCUCUCGAAACGGCUUCACAGUAUCUUUGUCCUCCGGUGCUUCAACGAUUGUUUUGCGGUCUUGUUCCUCUGGCUGGCCAUCUUCUUCCUACAACGUCGCUCCUGGCGGCUGGGCGCGGUCAUGUACACGUGGGGGCUAGGUAUCAAGAUGUCACUCCUGCUUGUCCUGCCGGCUGUAGGCAUCAUCCUGUUCCUUGGAAACGGCCUGGCAACAAGCCUGCAGCUUGCGGCAGUUAUAGGGCUGGUACAAGUCCUUAUCGGAAUACCCUUCCUUGCCGCAAACCCCUGGGGAUACCUAGGGCGUGCAUUCGAGUUGUCCCGACAAUUCUUCUUCAAAUGGACGGUCAACUGGCGUUUCGUUGGAGAGGAUGUGUUUCUUAGCAGGGGCUUCACUCUCGCUUUGCUAGGCCUACAUAUCGCCGCUUUGGUAGGCUUCAUCACCACUCGGUGGCUCACGCCCACGCACCAACCCCUUUCUCGGCUCUUUGCCUCCAUCUUGUCUGGACGCUCGCCGUUCACUGAGAAAGAACAGCGCUAUAUCUCUCGGAACAUCACCCCUCGGUUCAUCAUGACAGCUAUCCUCUCCUCCAACGUCAUUGGCCUCCUCUUCGCUCGCUCCUUACACUACCAGUUCUACUCGUAUCUGGCAUGGUCAACACCGUUUCUCCUCUGGCGCAGCGGUAUCCACCCCGUUCUUCAGUAUGGUAUCUGGGCCACCCAAGAAUGGGCUUGGAACAUAUACCCUAGCACACCUCUCAGUUCUGGCGUCGUUGUCGGCGCGCUCGCUACGACGGUGAUGCUCGUUUGGUGGGGCGGUCGAGAGGAGUGGGAGCUGAGGAGUGAUGCCUCAAAGGGUAAGGCAGCAAAGCGGUAACCCGGAAGAAGACUCUGGAAUUGGUCCAUUCAUAUCAAGCCUCUUCCGCCUCUUCUUCGGAAUCGCUCGGAGGCAUCUUCCCGACAGUGGAAUCCUCGUCUUCCUCGUCUCCGUAUGUGUUCUUCACAAAGUUCUUUGGCC